GCCUUCCGACACGUCUUCCACUCGGACGGGGACAACGCCAUGCUUGCGUCCAAGCAGCUCCUCUACCUCAGCCUCGCCCUGGCCACAGCUUCGAAUGCCUUUGAGCUCUCGUCAUUCCUGCCAUUCCUGAAAACAACCCAUGAGGACGCCGUCCGCCAAGUGUCAGACACCGCGACGCACCGGGUGGCCAUCAUAGGCGCUGGCGCCGCUGGCAGCUCUGCGGCUUUUUGGAUAGCAAAGGCGAAGAAGAGGAGUGGUCUCGAGAUUGACGUCGACGUCUAUGAGCAGUCCGGGUACAUAGGCGGCAGAAGCACCGUGGUGUAUCCGUACAACAAUACAAAGCUACCGCCCGUUGAGCUUGGGGCGUCCAUAUUUGUCCAAGCCAAUAAGAACCUCUGGCGUGCUUCUCAAGAGUUCAACCUGACGCGGUAUAAUUUCGAUGAUGACAAUGACGAGACUGGCAUCUGGGACGGCGAGAAGUUUGUCUUGACGAUUGGAGGAGGAAAGAGCACCUGGAGCAAUUGGCUGGACAACCUGAAACUGUUGUGGAGAUACGGCUGGUCAUCGCCUCAGAAAACACAGAAACUUGUCCAAUCCAUGCUCAACCGCUUCCUCACCCUCUACACACCGGAAAGUCCCAAGUGGGACACCAUCUCGAACCUGACUCUCGCCCUCGAAUGGCAGGAGCUCCUCAUGCGCACAGCGGCGGAGUACUUUGACGUGCACGGCGUCUCCCGGCGGUUCUCGCGCGAGAUCAUCGAAGCCGCGACGCGAGUGAACUACGGCCAGAACGUAGACAGGAUCCACGCGCUCGAGGCCGCGUGCUCGAUGGCCGCCAACGGGGCAUCCAGGGUCGCGGGCGGUAAUUUCCAGAUGUUCGAGCACUUUCUCAAAAAGUCCGGGGCGCAUGUGCACCUCAACACCGCGGUCAAGACCCUCGAGUACGCCGACGGCCUGUGGUACCUGACGACCUCCGCGUCCAUCCGCCCGACGGCGUACAGCAGCGUCGUCCUCGCCGCGCCCUUCCACUCCACCGGGAUCGCCCUCUCGCCCGCGUCGCUCGCGUCCGCCAUCCCGGAGCAGCCCUACGUGCACCUGCACGUCACGCUCCUCGCGACCGCCGCGCCCGCGCCGAACCCCGCGUACUUCGGCCUGCGCGCGGACGCGCGCGUGCCGACGACGGUCCUGACGACGCACGAGGGCGUGCGACGCGGCGGCGCGGCGCGCGAGCCGGAGUUCAACUCGCUCACGUAUCACGGACUGGUGGACGAGGGCGCGCCGGAGGGGGAGCGCGAGUGGGUGGUGAAGAUUUUCUCGAGGGAGAGGCUGUCGGAUGAGUGGCUGCAGGUCAUGUUCAGCGGGAGGGUCGGGUGGGUGUACAGGAAGGAGUGGGAUGCGUACCCGGAGCUGCCGCCGACUAUGAAGUUCCCCCCGGUCAAGCUCGAGCGGGGACUCUACUACGUGAACGCGUUCGAGCCAUUCAUCUCGACGAUGGAGACCGAGACGAUCUCGGCGAGGAACGUCGUCGACCUGCUCUUCCGGGACGAGUUCAACGCGGGCGUGUGCCCGCCGCCGGUAGUGGAGCAAGUCGAGGGGGAGCAGGAGGUGCUCGAGAUCGAGAAGGUCAGGACGAGCAGGGGCGAUGACUUUGUGCUGGGGUGGGAUUGCUGAGGGGAUCAUUGGGUUAUUGCUUUUGUUGACAGUGCUUCGCUGAUUUAUAUAUGUAUUCCAUAAUAAUGCUACUAUUUGCUCUGCUUCGUGUUUACCCGCGGCCCCCCCUCCAUGAAUCCGUGACGUGAUGUAUUAUACAGCCCUGUAUCGGGGUAUGGUGAGGAAUCGGAUACACUACUGGUUGGUCUAUGUUACGAGGAAUACAAGCAAUGCGGAUAGAUGUCAGUGUACCUUGUGCAACUUCUUACCCCGUCUACUUUUGAUGCAUAGCCCUAGCGGACCCUCAAUCUGCCCUCCGCGACGAGGCGUCCUCCACGAGCGGCUUCUCCGGUAUCGACCCCAGCCCGCCGCGAUCGCCCUUGACGCCAUGCGGCCCGUCCAGCUCGCCAUUUCCAUUGCCCUCCCCAUUCCCAAUUGAUGGCGGG
Messenger RNA from Gloeophyllum trabeum ATCC 11539, 2096 nucleotides. RefSeq names its product FAD/NAD P-binding domain-containing protein. Gene Ontology annotation, biological process: prenylated protein catabolic process; prenylcysteine catabolic process. Bases 40 to 1671 code for a protein of 543 amino acids. NCBI's taxonomy places the organism in Eukaryota, Fungi, Basidiomycota, Agaricomycetes, Gloeophyllales, Gloeophyllaceae. Gene Ontology annotation, molecular function: prenylcysteine oxidase activity. The record is from RefSeq and is a predicted model, not a curated record. The transcript is spliced from 8 exons.